Messenger RNA from Sclerotinia borealis F-4128, 918 nucleotides. NCBI's taxonomy places the organism in Eukaryota, Fungi, Ascomycota, Leotiomycetes, Helotiales, Sclerotiniaceae. The record is from the annotation of a GenBank genome assembly.
AUGUUACCACCUCAAGUAUGGCGUGCUAUGCGAUGGCAACCUGUAAUAAACACCGAUUACGAUGGCGCAGUCCUUGUCGGUGGUUUGGAAAACGAACUUCGACAUUUUGGCGACCCGGAUGAAGAACAUGAUUUUUGGGGAGAUCCACCUCCUGCAAAGCCUUGUCCUUAUACACAUGAAGGCGCAAGAGCUAUUGCGGCGGCUAAGAAGAAAAGAAAACAGCAACAGUUGAGAGUAGCUCGCGAAGCUUCAAUAAUAGGCAUCUCACAAUAUGAAGGCAAUGCGAGCGACGAGGAUUUUGACGAGGCUAUCGUGGAAAAUGAGGAAGAGCAAGAGGAAGAGGACGGCUGUACGAUCGAAGGAAAUGUGGAGCCACUUGAAUUUCAUGAUGAAUGGUUUGGAGGGGAUAUGCCAGAAGAUUACGACGAACAUGAAGUAGGACUUGAAGAUUGUUCACAAUGUGGAGGACAGUCAAAAGGACAAAUCGACGACGACAAUGAAGAGGCUGAUGACUGCGGGCGGAAUGCCGAGGAAAUAAUAACAGGUCCGAUCAAAGACAUAGAUAUUCCCAUAGACGAAGAUAUCUACGCCAGCGAUCUCGACCUCACGCAAAGUUUCAUCUUCAUGUUCGAUGAGGAGCUUGAAACUAAAGGCGAUGCUAAGGAAAUGAAAAACAAAAUUCCAUCAACUAAAUCCUCCAAGGACCAUUGUCUGUGCCAAUGCGGCGACUCUGCCUUUGUCGAAAUCGACAAUAAAAACAAAAUCAAUGGCUUAAAUGGAAUGGAAAAGACCCCAUGUCCGGCCCGGGCUGUUAUUGCAGCCCAGCCUGGAAUUUGGCGAGCAAUGACUGCUUGCAGACCAUUUGAACGAGCACGCCGUCCGCAUAUUGUCAGACCAGGAAGUUGGCAGGCAGUAUAA